Molecule: messenger RNA, 6263 nt
Organism: Scatophagus argus
Lineage: Eukaryota; Metazoa; Chordata; Actinopteri; Scatophagidae
Gene: foxo3b
Product: forkhead box O3b
Exons: 5
Coding region: 445-2436 (663 amino acids)
Biological process (GO): regulation of transcription by RNA polymerase II
Cellular component (GO): mitochondrial matrix; nucleus
Molecular function (GO): DNA-binding transcription factor activity, RNA polymerase II-specific; RNA polymerase II cis-regulatory region sequence-specific DNA binding
Source: RefSeq, a predicted model, not a curated record
UUGGAGACAUUAUUUUUAAAGGUGUUUUUGAAGCACACUUUUUGUUCCAAAGCUGUAAUUAGCUGAUAAAAUCUGCUGUGGAGGUGAGACAACUCAUUCUUUAACAGGAAAUCAUUACUUACAUUGGCUGCUACUUUAAAAUAGCGCACUUGAGGAGUGAAAGAAGAGAGAGUCAAGAUGGCAUCUGGAACUAGCCGUGGACAAUCCGGGAUCUAGUCUCUUCUGGGUUUUAUUCAUUUGGCACCACGGAGCGCGAGUAACUGGUCGUGCAAGGCGUUAAUAACUUAAGUUGCUCCUGGUCCUGUUGGGACUUCGCUGGUGUGGAAUAGCAACAAAGGACGGGAGCGCGCAUUCAUGGGACGCGACUUUGACAGCUCCACAUAUCUUGUCUUGUAACUUUAUUACCUGGCAGCGGGGGCGAGAUUGUGACCGGAGCAGAAGAUCAUGGCUGAGGCUCCGCUCCCCGACCCACUCCCGGACUUGGACGUGGUCAUCGAUCCGGAUUUCGAGCCCCAGCAGCGGCCCAGAUCUUGCACCUGGCCGUUGCCACGACCAGACUCUAACGCGGUGAAACCGGAGAGCCAUGACACAGAUAUUAUACCCGAGGAAGAGGAUGAUGAGGAGGAUAAUGCCACCCCGACAGCCAUCAGUGUCAAUGGCCCUGGCCUGGCGACAGAGGACCAGAGCAGCAACAGCCCCGUAGCCGACGGAGCGCUCUCCUCUCCCGGCCAGGAGAGCGGAGGCUCCCCGCUCUCCACGCACUCCCCGACGUCCACCUCUGGCGCUCUGACCCCGAGCAGCUUGGCCCAGCAGACCCCAAGGAAAGCAUCAUCUCGCCGGAACGCCUGGGGUAAUCUCUCCUACGCCGACCUUAUAACCAAAGCCAUUGAGAGCGCGCCGGACAAGAGACUGACACUGUCCCAAAUUUAUGACUGGAUGGUGAGAUCCAUCCCCUACUUCAAAGACAAAGGCGACAGCAACAGCUCUGCGGGAUGGAAGAACUCCAUCCGGCACAACCUUUCACUCCACAGCCGCUUCAUCCGCGUCCAGAAUGAGGGAACAGGGAAGAGUUCCUGGUGGAUGAUCAAUCCAGAGGGGGGGAAGGGUGGAAAGGCUCCUCGCCGCCGUGCAGUCUCCAUGGACAACAGCAACAAGUACACAAAGUCCGCCCGUGGCCGUGCAGCCAAGAAGAAGGCCGCCUUGCAGGCCGCAGCUGCUGCGGCUGGCGAGGGUGGCGGGGACAGUCCUUCGGGUCUUUCCAAAUGGCCUGGAAGCCCAACAUCACGCAGCAGCGAGGAGCUGGACACCUGGACAGACUUCCGCUCCCGCACUAAUUCCAACGCCAGCACAGUGAGUGGUCGUCUCUCUCCCAUUCUGGCCAACCCUGAGCUAGACGAGGUGCCUGAUGACGAGCCCCCUCUCUCACCUAUGCUCUACUCCAGCCCUGGCAGAGCACUGUCUCCCGGCAAUGCCACGACCAACGGGAAGUCUGUGCCGACUGAACUGCCCCGUCUGGCAGACCUGGCAGGUACAAUGAACCUGAAUGACGGACUCACAGAUGAGCUGAUGGAUGAGUUGCUGGAUAACAUCAACCUGUUGCCAACCGUUACAGGACAGGCUACAAAUGGUUCCUCAGGGUUUAAUUUUGGGUCCAAACCCAAUGGGAUAGGCUCACCUUCGAGCUCCUCUCCCUCCUCCAACUCCUCUUCUAACAGUGGAGUUAAUGGCUACAGUAACUCCAUCUUUGGACCCCACACGACGGGCUCCUCUCUGCGUCCGUCCCCCAUGCAAACCAUCCAGGAGAACAAGCAGACCUCCUUCUCCAGCAGCCUGUCUCGCUUUGGCAGUCAGACACUACAAGACCUGCUCAACUCAGACAGCCACAGCCACAGUGAUGUCAUGAUGACGCAAUCUGACCCACUGAUGUCACAGGCCAGUGCUGCUGCUGUUAUUUCCCAGAACUCUCGCCGUGGCCUCAUACUUCGUAAUGAUCCCGUGAUGACAUUUGGGACCACUGGAGGACUUCAGGACAGCCAAGCAGAGAUGCUGCAAAGUAACAACCACAACCAGAGCUCCCUGAGGUUAAAUGGAGGCCUGAACUUAGCCAAUGAGGCUAACACUCUGGUUAAUGCCAAGCAGCAGCUCUUGCUCUCACCCUCCGGAGGAAAUGGUUCCUCUUCCAUGCAGAUCGACACCUCGAUCUUCCUGAAUGGAACUGUUAGCAGCAGUGGAGGGAUCUGCCAAGACCGUUUCCCCACAGAUCUGGACCUGGACAUGUUCAACAGCACCCUGGAGUGUGACAUGGACUCCAUCAUCAGGAACGAGCUGAUGGACGCAGAUGGCCUGGACUUUAACUUUGACUCUCUGGCCAACAUGAACGGAGUUGGCAACUUCACGAACACCAAGCAGACCUCUCAGAGCUGGGUACCCGGCUGAGAGGGUCAGGCCACAGCAGAGUAGAGCAGGUCUGAAAUGUUUAGUGCAAGAGAAGACCAGACACACAACAUCCUUUCUGCCAAACCUGCCAUCAGCACAACAUAAAAUACAAACCCUGUGUUUACAGACGAAGACUUCCUCUCAAGAGCUUUACCUUCGCUCCCACACUGGUGAAUCACGUACCAUCCGACAGACUCUAGAGAUGCUGCACAUCGGUCCUCAAAGCCUCCUGUGAAUCGACAACGUGAAAAGAAAACUAUGUUAAACUCACAAAUCUUAGAAUUAUGCAAUUUUCCUUUGUCACCCAGUCUGUUGAUAUCAAAGAGACACUGCUUAUCAGAAGGGGUUUCAGGUGGAAUACAAGGACUAAAUAUCAAGCAAAGACUGAAGGAGUGCACAGUGCAGUUGUUCCCGUUGAAGACAAAAGAAACAGAAGUGUAAAGUGAAAAAAUCAAAAAGUGAAGUGGUGUAAAUCUGAUCCAGUGGUUUCCUGGUAUGUGUUAUGUUGAAAAAUAUUUUUCCCUCUGUUCUUGCUUAGUGAUUUUAAAUGUUCAGUGUUUGUUUUUUGACUUUCUGUUAUAUCAUGAUUGUUUCUGCAUCAUACCUGUCUGUAUAAAAAGACUUUAUUGUAUUGACGAAAUGAAAAGGUGGAAAUAGGAGUGUCUUACUCGCUGAGUGGUCACGCAUACAGUACAUGCAAACACACAAACAGACAAAUUAUCUCUUUGCCCCAUUAUGCAAAACUUCAAGACCCUUAUGGCUUGACUCCACCAGCUGCAUCGCGGUUCUGAUGGAGUCAAAUAUGUCCAUUGUCAACAAUGCUUGUGAUUCCAUCAGACAUGCCACAGUAUGUGUCAGAAGCAUCUCUCUGCUCUGCUUCACUUAAAAUACACAGCAAAUCUAUUUUUGACAGAAGCUGCUCAGAGCAGAUCUAGCUGGGCAGACACAAGACGCAACAUUGUAGAGAAUCUGGCCAUUUUUCAAAAUAAAAAGCCCCGUGGAGUCUACUGAUCAUAUAUGAUAUCAGAACAGACAAAAAAAAAAACGUAAUCCUGUAACUAUGUAGCAUGCACGGUGACUUACCCAUUGCAGAAGCACAAAAAUUAAGGAAAAAAAAAUGACCAAAUCAACAAAACCUGAGCAACUCCAAAAAAUGACACAUGCAAAACACUCUGUGGGGUAUGAUAGAUUUCUCAUCUGCCAGUUUUGUUCUUAUAAAUUGCUUGAAUUACAUAAAAUGCCGCAUAAUGAGGGUUUUAUUACAAUUAGAUUAAUAUUACAAAAAAUAUUUGUUAUCUUUUUUGUAUAUGUAUCUGUAAAAAUCUGAAAAAAAAAGACUAGAGGAAGAAAUAUUCUGUCAUGGAUAUUUGUACAGUGCAGGGCGGUAAAAGUAGCAAGAGAGAAGAUCUCAUAAUAUGUCUUUUCAAGGAUUUCCAAACGUCUGGUGAGUUCUGUUGAGGUUCUUUAUCACUGCAUAUGAUGUAGCCAAAAUGAAUACCUGUGUCCUAGGGUUGUGAACAUUUCCACACCAUAACAGGUGCUAUGUAAACAGUGUUGAAUUCUGCCCUGAGAGCCGUGCAUUUUGUGCAUUCAUUUUGACCUGCAGAAGCCCAAAGCUGCAGCCACUUGUAGCACGGCGAGGGUUUUAGGCUCAUUCCUCUAGAAGCCAUUUGUUUCUCGAGUAAAACAAUAAGCUAUCUCUGUAUAUUGCCAAAUUACUUGAAACGAACAGUAGGAUAUGCUGGCAGCCAAAUCACAGCAUGCGCACGCACACACACACACACGCACACACACGCACACACACGCACAUAAAGACACAUACAUACAGACACAUGCAUACACUUACAUUUCACAAAUAGAAAGAAAAAAAUAAUACCAGGGAUCUGUGUUAAGCUCUGCUGUUUUCUUGUCAUGAGCUUGUGGGGCUUUUUAUGCAUAUAUAGAAUCACUCAGGGGGGAAAAGGGAGGCUUCCCGUUUAAGUAACAUCAAGUCACAUUCUAAUGGUAUUUUAACGUUUCUUGAUAAUAAAAACAGUAAUGCUUUGUGUUUGUGAACUUGUAACCUGUGAACAUUUGGCCCUCAAGUUGAAGAGCAGGAAGGAAGAUAAGCAUCAGGAUUAAGACUUCACGCGGUCUGUUAUUUUUGGUCUUGCUUUUUUUGUUUGUUUGUUUGUUUGUUUUUUCCCUCUUGUUGGACUCAUUAGAUGCAUACACACAUGCCCUCAUGGACAUGCUUGGUGCUCCUGCAGGUGAUUUCCUGUAUCUCCUGAGUACAUGUUAAUGUGUGUGUGUGUGUAUCUGUGGAAUUUAUUUCCAUUGAAUUAAUCUCACAAGGAUGUGUAAACCCCUCACUACCCCUCAAGGUGCAUACAGCACAGCCAACUGUAUGCAUGUAUGUAUUUAUGCAUCAUGAAUUGUGUGAAAUGCAUAUAUACUCGCUGUAUGUCCUUAUAUACUCAUGUAGUACUUGACCCUUGGAUUUCGUGAUACCUCUGAAGGUAAAGUUGAAGAAAUAAUGAACAACGUUGCACGCUGGGAAGGAGGGAAUACUGUUACCAGCGAUUUUUAUUGUUGAACCAGAUUUUUUUUUAAAUGGUGGAAAGCACCAUUGUUGUAGCAUCUGGUGACCCUGGUAUCCCUUCUCUGUGUAUGGAUGUGUAUGCCCGGCUGUGUAUAAUAGUGUACAGAUGUGUGUAUAUCACUUUGAGGCCAGGGCGGAGGAGAGUGUGUGCAUGGUUGGCUAGAAUGAUCUACUGUGCUAUCUGAGGUUUCGUGCAUGACUUAGCUGUACCCACCUCAACCCUUCCAAUGGUGCCGUCCUGCGACAGAAAUUGUAAUACAGAGAAGAAACCUUGUGUGUUAAGCACGCAAACACACAAUUUCUAUUUUUGAAAUCAGGGCUCACCGUACAACACUUGUAUCAUCCUCCCAUAUUAAUGGGUUUAUUAUUACAAGUGCGUGUACUUGGACACAGACACAGGGAAAGCCUCCUUAAUGGAUGUUCCUCCGCUUCACACUCGUUUUAUUCCACGUGGAGUACAGUAGGUUUGCGUCCCGGUGCUCUCAGUCAAAGCAUCAUCUGACAACGAGCUGGAAUUUCCUACACCAUCUAAAAUUUCCGAAGCAUUAUCACAUGUCUUUUGGUAGGGGGGGAUGGGGGUCCUGAGCUAUCACCUAAAUUGCUAAGCAUUUGAAUUUAUCUACACUGACUCUACUGAACAGUAGGAGCACUUCACUCCUCCUGUGGAGAAGACUGACAAGGUGAAGCUUGUAGUCCUCGCUAUUCAAAGAGGAGAUACUGAUUCUCGAUAAACCGCAAAUCUCAGUCACAGGAAGGUGUUCCUUAAAUUUUGUACAUUCAGUGUAAAAUGUUUUUGGCUAUUCAGGGAAAUGGCUUAGAAGUAGUCAUAGCGGAACAGGCCUUCCACACAACCACUCAGCGCUACUGCUUCAUUCAGGCACAGAUUAUCUGUUCUUGUGUUUGACACACACACACACACCUGCAGCACAACAUGUGAACAUUUAAAGCUAAGAGAAGCAAAAAAAAAAGUAGGAGAGACAUACCACUAGAUACCUUAAUCACCUCUUGGACAUUUCCUUUUCAUUAUCUUCUCUCGAACCUUUUCCAUCCUUGUUUAGAGGCCCAGGCCAGUUCUCCUACAUACGCCCUCUGAGCUUUGCCCUUUGAACUUUGCCCUUUAUUAAUCUUGCUUCUUCUCGACUUGAUGUUAGUGGGUAUUUUUCCUGUGUAUUCCAUUUUGAAUUGUAAUCUAGUUUGUAUAAGAAAUGGUGCGCAUGUAAAUAAAGCUUGAUGAGGCUCCACACCC